AUGCUGCGCAGGAAACCCACACGCCUGGAACUGAAACUUGAUGAUAUUGAGGAAUUUGAAAGUAUUCGAAAAGAACUGGAGAGUCGUAAAAAACAGCGAGAAGAGGUAGAUCUGUCCGCCAGUGAGGAAGAUGCUGCUGUGUCUCUCAGUGGUGACUCUAAAACAAGAGAGCAGACUAUACAUGACCGUAUUGGAUACAAGCCACAGCCAAAGCCCAACAGCCACACCGUCCAGUUUGGAAACUUUGAGUUUUAG
Messenger RNA from Staurois parvus, 255 nucleotides. The record is from the annotation of a GenBank genome assembly. NCBI's taxonomy places the organism in Eukaryota, Metazoa, Chordata, Amphibia, Anura, Ranidae.